Messenger RNA from Malassezia globosa CBS 7966, 2292 nucleotides. RefSeq lists its product as uncharacterized. Gene Ontology annotation, biological process: intracellular transport. NCBI's taxonomy places the organism in Eukaryota, Fungi, Basidiomycota, Malasseziomycetes, Malasseziales, Malasseziaceae. The record is from RefSeq and is a predicted model, not a curated record. Bases 1 to 2292 code for a protein of 763 amino acids. The transcript has a single exon.
AUGGAACAGGCUCAUGGUGGUUACAGCGGUGGCAUGCGACGCUCACAGUCGCUAGUGCAGGGUCUGUUUGGGUGGAUAUCUCCAUUCCAUCAUACAGGUCCUGAGCCCCCUGCUUCCUCAUCGAUGGACGAGGAUGGUAAUGAUGAUGCAAACGAGACUUUUACCGAGGCUAGCGAGACGCCACUUGCACUGGAUCCUCCAGCGUCCCCAUCGCCAGAUACGUCCCUUCGCACCAACCCUUCGCCGUACGCACGCAAGCCAUGGGCUGCGAACAAAACUCGCUCGCCUGUGGCACCUGUGGCAUUCCAUCCUGGCUCAUUCGAAACGCCAACGAAGCGUGCGACGAACGUCCCAUUCUCAACGUCUCCCUUUGCCAUCAGUACAACGAGCUCGCCAGGCCGUAGGCACGCACCGAUCUAUUUCGGUCCUGGCACUUCCACACGCAGGGCGUACUCGCCUGCUCGGUCAGGCAUGAAGUCGACGUACUCCAUGAGUGCGAUUUCUCAACAUCGGGCACCCAUACUUGCCCGGGAUACUACUUUGACAACGUCUGAUAAGCGCAGAAAGACACACGCAGCCUCGGACGAUGCCAGUGUGUCGUUUGCAUCACCUGUCAAGACUCCCUCUUCACAGCCGCUGGAUACGCUAAGACGAACAGUCGAUCGUGAGGCCAGUGCGCCAGAAUUUUCGGACAUGCAAGAGGUGUCUGAAGUGCCAGAAGUUCCGGUUCGACGCUCGACGCGAGCCGCCUCGACAAUGCGGCAGGUUUUGGAUUCUAUGCAGCCGGUCGCAACAUCGCCGCCAAAGCCGCCCGUCCCAGAUGUCGUCAAUCCUUACCAAACACGGUCAUCCAAGUCCCCCCAGCCAUCGAGCCGAUCGACUCGUGCGAGAGCCCUUGAGGCUGCGCGAAAUCGUGCAUCUAUGACGACAUCACCAAAGUCGGAUAGCAAACCAUUGUCAUUGUUAGACGUGGUCGAGCGCACGGAGCCGCGCCGCUCCGCACGCCUUUCUGUGCCUGAACUAGGUGGCGGCAGUUCCACAGAGAUCAAGGAUUCAGCUGCUCUUUGGCAUGUGACAAACAAGCCCAAGCGGCCGUCGCCUUUGGCUAUGAGUACGCCCACAUCACAAUCAGUCGACAACGACGUUCCAGCGUCAGACUCAUUAUACGACACGAUACCACCCUCUAUGUCGGAUGCUUCUCUGGUGCCGGAAAUUGCCAUGCAUACAAGGACCUCGUUGAUCCCGAAGUCCGCGUCGUCUAUCUCGCUUUCAUCAAAAGGCGCUGACGAUACGCGCACGCAGGAGGCUGCUAAAGGGUCAGCUGCCGACUCAGCCGCCACAACAAAGCCCUUGCCAAACACAGCAUCCUCUGAAACGCAACUCAAGCCCUUGCCCUCAUCCUUGUCCCACGACAGUCCGAUAUCUACUAUUUCUUCGUCUACUAAUGAUAUCCCAGCGUGGUGUAUUGUGACACCGCCAUCAAAGCGAGAGCUCCCUGCUGGUGCUUCGUCUGAACAGAGCGAGGCACUGCGCAUUCCCCACGAUCACCUUCCUGUAUUUCCAUUCAACAUUCCUCCUGCUCAUUGUGCUUCCACUUUAGAAGCGCCAGCGUCCAGAGAGACCGCAUCGUCAGAUACGAAGGAUUCCCGAAGCAGGCCGCACGUCCAACUUUCUACAUCUCAGGAAGCACAUGCGUCAUCAUUCCAACCAACUGCAUAUCAAGAGUCGAAACCACCGGCCCCUGUAUUCUCGUUUGGUGCUAGCAGCACGGGGCCACCUGAAUUUCCACUCGGGUCAACUACACCUGUAUUCAAGUCCCCCUCUGAACCUGUAUCAGUGUCAGCCCAACCUGCUGCCGCCGAACCGUCAACGUCAGCACCAGCACCAUCGGAGCCCUCGUCGUCUGAACAAGCAAGUGAUCUCCCAGGCACCAACGUCUUGACAUCGAAAGGAGAAGGUGAAGAAGAUGAAGAUACCGCACACGAAGUGCGUGCGAAGAUUUGGCGCCUCGAUACUGGUAAGUGGCAGGAUAUGGGAAUCAGCAUCAUGCGAGUCAAGACAUCACGGACAACACAAAAGUCUCGUGUUCUUGCACGAAACGCCGUGAACGGCAAUGUCGUGUUGAAUUUUUCAUUGUAUGAGGGUCUCAAAGUUACACGCGAAAAAAAUGUCCUAAUGUUCCUCGGCUUUAUCGAGGCCAAACCAUGCAACUUACGCUGUAAAGUCAAGACGGAAGAGGCAGCGGAAACCCUCAAGAAAGCCCUUGUAUCCCACGCUACGUCGGAUAACUAG